UAAGUUGAUAAAUUUUCAUUAUUAACAAUUGUCACUAAUUUGUUGUAUAUUGAAAUAAGAUUACAUCAAAUUUUUUUUUUCUAUAUCCAUUUGUAUAAAUAUAUAACUUUUUAUAAUUUUGUUUAUCGUUAACAAUUAUUACACGUGGUAGUAGUGUGUAUAUAAAUAACGGAUUCAAUUUUUAAAUUUUAGUUUAUUAUAUUGCUGUUAUUGAAGCUCAACGAGGUGACAAAGUCAAAUUAAAUAUAAUGGCAAUUGUAUUGCACUAUUUUCUGGGAUUUAUUUUAAUUGUUGAAGUUUUAACAACUAAUAGUUGUCUUCAAUUAACUUACAGUCUUUCUGAAGAAAAUUUGCACUGUGGAAACUUUAUAAUAAAUCGCAUUACAUCAUCUGAUGAGGAUAAUUGGGGAGUAAUAUGUAUAAAUGGUGAAGAUUUGUCAAAUUUUAACUAUAGACUUCCAUUUAAACAAAUGACUGAUAAAUAUUAUCGUCAAUUUACAACUUUGACAAAUUGCAGCAUUCGAGACACAGAAAACUUUAAUGAUAUUUCAAUGACGUUUAACAUACGUUCACAUUUGAAAUUAAGAGAUACAAAAGUGAUUCUAGAAGAUUUAUUUAAAGAACUAACAUAUUUAGAGAUUCUCGAUCUCAAUAAGAAUAAUUUACAGUCAAUUGAUAAUCCAAUUUUCUUUAAUCUUGUCAAUUUGGUAAAUUUGACUUUAAGUGAAAAUCAAAUAAAAGAAAUAUCAAGGGAUUCCUUCUGUUCAUUGUCAUAUUUAAAAACACUUGAUAUUAGUUAUAAUAGAUUGACUUAUUUAAAUAGUGAAAUUUUCAAAACUCUCCAUUAUCUCGAAAAUUUAAUUCUAAAUAAUAAUAAUUUACAAGAAAUACCCAAAAAUUUACUCAAUGAAUUAUCAUUUUUAAAAAAUCUUCAACUUCAUCACAAUAAUAUACAAUCAUUAGAUAGAACAACAUUUCAAAAUCUUAGUUUCGUUGAAAAUCUAGAUUUAAGUUGCAAUAAAAUUAAUGAAAUUCCACGGGAUUUAUUUAAAGAUAUGACAAAUUUAGAAGAACUUAAUCUUAGUUAUAAUAAUUUGACAUCAUUGGACGAGACAAUAUUUCAAAAUCAAAAUUAUUUAAAACAUUUAAAUUUGGCUUACAAUGGCUUAAAAGAAAUUCCCAAGAAUGUAUUUGAAAAUUUAACCUUUUUGGAAACAUUAGAUCUUAGUCACAAUAAUUUGACAACAUUGGAUGAGAAAAUUUUUCAAAAUUUACAUUUACUAAAACAUUUACGUCUAAGUUACAAUCAAAUUGGAGAGAGUUCUGUAAAUUUAUUUAAAAAUUUAGAAAAUUUAGAAAUACUUGAAAUUUGCAUUAAUAAUGGAAUAAUUUUUGAUAGAAAUACAUUUCAGUAUUUAUCAAAAUUAAAAGAAUUGCGUCUAAGUACCGAUCAAUUGAAAAAAAUGCCAAUAAGAUUACAUAAUGAUGUGGAAAAAAAAGUACAAAUAUUAAUUGAACUUAAAAAUAAUUAUUAGUAAUUGCAAAAUAAAAUAAUUUAAUUAUUAUACAA
Molecule: messenger RNA, 1570 nt
Organism: Leptopilina boulardi
Lineage: Eukaryota; Metazoa; Arthropoda; Insecta; Hymenoptera; Figitidae
Product: carboxypeptidase N subunit 2-like
Exons: 2
Coding region: 249-1535 (428 amino acids)
Molecular function (GO): protein binding
Source: RefSeq, a predicted model, not a curated record